AUGCUCCUAUUGCAGGGGAAUCAUUAUUCCUCCCAGGGAGCUACAACAUCUGCACCUAGGUAUGAAGAAGACAUUAUCAGCCAAAGGGCCAGGGCAUUUCCGUUGAGCCAUGGACUUAUGCCCACCCCACAGGCUUUCAGCUUUGGAUUUCCCGUGCAUCCCGCACACGACCCCAUGGGUCUUGCUAGUCAGAGUCAACAAUUCGGGGGGUAUCCUCCACUAUCUUCCCAUUCCGACCACAAGCGGAUGCUGGGUCCCGGGCAGGGGGAUACCAUGGACAAAAAUAUCAAAAUAACGCUAGAAAACAGAGAUCUCUGGAGCAAAUUUCACGGCAUAGGAACAGAGAUGAUUAUCACCAAAACCGGAAGACGGAUGUUCCCCACUCUGAAGGUAAACUUGGAGGGAUUGGAUCCGCAUUCAAAGUACAUUCUUCUGGUGGACAUCGUUCCUGUGGAUGACUGUCGCUAUAAAUACCACAACUCAGAAUGGGUGGUGACCGGUAAAGCUGAGCCCCACAUGCCGGGGCGCCUGUACAUCCACCCAGACUCCCCCGCUUCCGGGUCUCACUGGAUGAAGCAACCCAUGACCUUUCACAAACUGAAGUUGACCAACAACAAUCUGGAUCAAAAUGGACAUAUAAUUUUGAAUUCCAUGCACAAGUAUCAACCCAGAGUUCAUGUGGUGCAAGCCAAUGAUAUUUUCACAAUGAGGUGGAAUUCGUUCAAUACGUACGCAUUCGAAGAAACUGUCUUCAUCGCCGUAACGGCGUACCAGAACGAACAGAUCACACAGUUGAAAAUCGACAACAAUCCCUUUGCUAAAGGUUUCAGAGAUAAUGGCAUGGGUAGGAGAGAUCAUCGGUUGAGUAUGAAGCGCCCAGCAGGUGAAGAAAACAUUUCAGAGAUUGGAAAAGAUAACUUCUCAAAGAAAAUAAAACUAGAGGAAGAAGGAAACGAACGGAAAGUCUCGGCAAGAAUAAAAUCUGAAGAUGAGAGCGAUUCCAUCCCUCCAACCCCUGAACCUCACCACACCGAUGUACUCGACGGGGAUCUUCAACCUCUCCAUGCAAAGGCAUCUCCAAUCAGCGGAAGUGCGAGCGGUCCACUGAAAGCCACAAGUCCCACGCAAAGUGCUAACCUGCAACAGACUCACUGUCAGUACAUGAGCAGUGCCGUAAAGUCUUAUUCUCAGUCGUGCAUGGCGUCAUCUAAUGAUCAAAUUUAUUAUCCACACCACUCUCCCAUUAACCGUUCGUCACCUGCCAGUUCGUUCUUGCCCGUGUCCACUACUUCUGCUCUGCUCCAACCGGUGUCGUCAAGUCUGGAUCUACACAGCAUCAAUCCUCAAAUGCAGUCUUGUCGUCUGCCGCAACAGAGCAACGAUUGCGCACUUCGUCAGCCAUCCGGGCAUUUAUCAAGCAACCAUAGCUAUGGAAUUCGCACAACACCUCCAACCCAGCACCCUUCCUUGCCAUCCUGUACCUACAUGCAACCUACGCAACCAUACCCCUCCCAUCUGACACCAAAUGUUCACAUGAUGAACAUGAAUUUCACUGGUAUCUCAUAGAUUCUAAAAGUUGUUAUACACAAUGAUAGCUAUGCCCUAGAGUAAUAAAAUUUUGUAAUUUUUUGUUGUUGAAACACUGGGGUUACCAUAGCAACGAGGGGUUUUCUAUAUAUGGAACAUGAUGUCCUUGAUGUAUUGCCUAUUAUUGCUUAUGGUUAGUAAAUAAAUUAUUCUCUUGAAUUUCACCGGGGUUUUUGUAUGUUUUUGUGAUCUAGAGGUAUUCUUUAAGUUAUAUAGAAAAUAUUAGCGUUUCUAAUGAACCUAUAUUUUCAUAAAUCGUCUGUUGAAGCA
Molecule: messenger RNA, 1857 nt
Organism: Ostrea edulis (European flat oyster)
Lineage: Eukaryota; Metazoa; Mollusca; Bivalvia; Ostreida; Ostreidae
Product: T-box transcription factor TBX1-like
Exons: 7
Coding region: 1-1566 (521 amino acids)
Biological process (GO): regulation of transcription by RNA polymerase II; positive regulation of DNA-templated transcription; cell fate specification
Cellular component (GO): nucleus
Molecular function (GO): RNA polymerase II cis-regulatory region sequence-specific DNA binding; DNA-binding transcription factor activity, RNA polymerase II-specific
Source: RefSeq, a predicted model, not a curated record